CCCCGCCCACAGGAACCAGAGUUUCCGGAUUUGGAAGAGAAGUCCUGAACAGAGGAAGAGAAGAAGAAGCUGCCUCCAGCUGAACCAGGAUGUCGAUGGCGGAGGCGCCUUUAGAUCUGUUCUCAGAGCAGGAGUUAACCUGCUCCAUCUGUCUGGACCUGUUCGUUGAACCAGUCACAACUCCCUGUGGACACAACUUCUGCCAGGCGUGUAUUGGAGGUUACUGGGCGUCCAGUCCCGUGUGCACGUGUCCGCUGUGCAAACAUCCGUUCGAUGAACGACCUCAGCUCAGCGUCAACAAAGUCUUCGCUCUCAUCGCAGACAAAUACAAAGAGACUCGUUAUGGAGCCGCGGGGUUUCCCCCGCCGGGCGGGAACGAGGCGCCGCGGACGACUGGCGACACGAACCCGUUUCUGACGGUGGCGACGGUGGCGACAGGUGAGGAGGUGGUGUGGUGUGAUGUGUGUACCGGAGGGAAACAACCGGCCGUCAGCUCCUGCCUCACCUGCACGGCCUCAUACUGCACUGAGCAUGUGCGGCCACAUCACACCACGCCCUUCUACUCCAAACACCCACUGAUGGAUCCUCUGGAGGCUCUGCGGGGCCGCACCUGCUCCGUCCACCGCCGCCUGCUGGAGGUGUACUGUCGGACAUGUCAGAGGUGUAUCUGUGCCAUUUGUGUCCUGGAGGAACAUCGAACACACAAAACUGUCUCUGUCCAGACAGAGAGACUCAGCAAACAGAAACAGGUGGCGAGGACGGAGCAGGAAAUCCUGAACCGGAUCAGAGAGCGAGAGAUCCACGUGACGGAGCUCCGGAGGAAACUGGAGGGAGUGAAGAACUACGCAGACGGACAGCGAGGGGAAGCUGAACAGCUGCUGGACGAAGUGUCCGCUUCCCUCGACCGGAUCCGGACGCGGGUGGUGGGCGGGAUCGAGAACCAGCUGGAUGCCGUCAUGUCCAAGGGGGAGGGGCUGGUGAGCCGUCUGGAGGCGGAGCUCAGCCAGUUGAUGGACAGGAGGGCCACACUGGAAGUCCAGGCCAUCAGUCAGGAUCACAUCGGUUUCCUGCAGAGCUUUGAGGAGGCCACAGUGCCUCUGGCUGACGAUCUGCAGAUCAACGUGGAACCUGAGUUCUCCCUCCAUUUCAAUCUGGCGGAGGUGAAGAGUUCUCUGACAGACGUGAAAGACAAGAUGGACGACAUCAGGAUGGAGGAGGUCUGCUCCCGGGGCUCCGGAGGCUCCUUUUCCUCCACAGACCUGAUGGCGGCGGAGAGCAUGCUCAGUCUGAGAGGAAGCAGCUCCAACCUGAGGAAGAGUCAGUGGUCUCUGAGAGAUAUGAAGAAGUUCAAAGCCGUCUCAGGACACAAAAAGGCUCGUGUCUACAUGGAGGACGUGACGUUGAACCCGGUGACGGCGUAUCCCUUCCUCAUCCUGUCUGAGGACAGGAAGCAGGUGAAGCGAGGAGAGAAGCUGCAGUUCUACAGAAACAGUCCUCACAGGUUCGAUGUGUGGUCCUGUGUCAACGCCAAGGAGGGAUUUGGCUCUGGACGCCAUUACUGGGAGGUGUUUGUCGGGGAGAAUAAGGACUGGAAGGUGGGCGUGGUCAGCGAGUCGGCUCAGAGGAAAGGUCUGUUCGACAUGAGUCCCUCUAACGGAUACUACGCCAUCUGGUGGAGUGGCAGCCAGCUGCGGGCGCUCACUGCACCCCCACUCACCAAGGUGAAGAACCCUCAGAAGUUGCGUCAGGUGGGCGUCUUCCUGGACGUGGACGUGGGUCAGGUGUCCUUCUAUAAUGCCAAGUCGGGCUCUGAGAUCUACAGCUUCACUGGAUCGUCUGAGUUUACAGAGAGGAUAUUUCCUCUGCUGGGAACUGGAGACAAAGAGGUCCCCCUGGUGCUCAUCACCGCACAGCACCACGUGGCCUGAGGGCCGGGCCUCGUCCCCGAGCGAGACAGAGGAGACGAGACGAAAGACGACGGGACAGACGAAGGGACAGAGGAGACGAAAGACGACGGGACAGAAACUUUGAUUCAGUUGUGACUCUGUUGCCUUUGACGACUAAAUAAAACGUCAGUCCUCCUUUGAUCUUUCUUCGGAAACCAGAUCCACCGAUAGAUCAGCGAACAUAAGAACAGCUGACGUCUCGUCUCACGUUCCAGAUCCUUCAACUGUAAAAAAACCACCGUGAUAAUUGAGUUUGUUGAUUAAUGAGUGAAUAAAGUGUCAGAAAUAAAUGAAACAAGAAAACAUGUUUAACAUAUGAACAUUAAAACAUAUGAACAUUAGAAA
Messenger RNA from Pleuronectes platessa (European plaice), 2291 nucleotides. Its product is annotated as E3 ubiquitin-protein ligase TRIM39. Gene Ontology annotation, molecular function: protein binding; zinc ion binding. The transcript has 13 exons. The record is from RefSeq and is a predicted model, not a curated record. Bases 90 to 1928 code for a protein of 612 amino acids. NCBI's taxonomy places the organism in Eukaryota, Metazoa, Chordata, Actinopteri, Pleuronectiformes, Pleuronectidae.